AAUUGUUUGACAUUUCUUAAAAGUUGUUUGGUUUCUAUCCAAUUUGAAGAAUUUCCACUUAAAAUUUCUUCAAUUCUUCUAAAUUACUCCAUAAAUUCCAACCAAAUACAAAUAACAAAAACCAAAAACAUGGAUGAACAAGCCUGUCCACGAUGUAAAACAACAAAAUAUCGAAAUCCCUCUCUAAAAUUGAUGGUAAACGUUUGUGGUCAUACACUAUGCGAAAGUUGUGUUGACUUGUUGUUUCUAAAAGGUUCCGGCUCCUGUCCGCAAUGUAAUGUCCCUUUACGUCGAAAUAACUUCCGCGUCCAACUUUUCGAUGAUCCAAUGGUUGAAAAAGAAGUCGACAUUCGACGAAGAAUCUUGCGAGAUUACAACAAAAAAGAAGAAGACUUUGAAACGUUGAGAGAAUACAACGAUUAUUUGGAAGAAAUCGAACAUAUAAUUUUCAAUCUAUGCAAUAAUAUCGAUAUCAUAGAAACCAAUAAGAAAAUCGAACAAUAUAAAAAAGAGAAUCGGGAGAUUAUUAUGCGAAAUAAAGCCAAAUUGGGAAGAGAGGAAUACGAACUCGAGGAAAUGUUGGAAAUUGAGAAGCAACAAGAAGAAGAGAGACGUUUGGAACUCUUAGCUAUCGAAGAAGAAAAUAAAAAGAAAAAGAUUCGCGAGAAAGAAGCUUUAAUCGAUGAAUUAGCUAGAAGUUAUGAAGAUGCUAGUAAAAUCGUGAGUGCCUUUGCUGAGCAGGCAGAAAAACAACGAGAAGAAGCCAAAGUGGUGCCGGCACCUAAAGCAGCUACUCAAUUCUCGACUGGUAUUAAAUUCUCUCGUGGCGGGGAACAAUUAUUUCUGCCAGUUCCUAAGCAAGAUGAGGGCCCAUUGUAUAUUCAUAAGAUUCUAGAAUUGUACAAUGAAGGGCCUCCGGCUCCACCGGAGAGAGAUAUCGAGACAAAGGGUUACAUUUCACAUGUUCGUGGUGAGAAUUUGACGGAGAGAGCGGGUGGUUAUAGGGCGACAAUGGCGUGUCAGAGAGCACUGCAGGAAGCAUUGCAGGGCUUAUUCCAUGGAGGAUGAUAAUACCGUUAGAUGUCUGUUUACAACUUUUGUUAACUACCUCCUUGAAAUAAAAUUAAAGUUAUUGUUUCU
This is a messenger RNA of Episyrphus balteatus (marmalade hoverfly), 1140 nucleotides long. It is a transcript of the gene Mat1, whose product is annotated as CDK-activating kinase assembly factor MAT1. The transcript has a single exon. Gene Ontology annotation, biological process: nucleotide-excision repair; regulation of transcription by RNA polymerase II; positive regulation of cyclin-dependent protein serine/threonine kinase activity. Gene Ontology annotation, cellular component: transcription factor TFIIH holo complex. The record is from RefSeq and is a predicted model, not a curated record. Gene Ontology annotation, molecular function: cyclin-dependent protein serine/threonine kinase activator activity. The coding region runs from base 130 to 1068 and encodes 312 amino acids. NCBI's taxonomy places the organism in Eukaryota, Metazoa, Arthropoda, Insecta, Diptera, Syrphidae.